AUAUACAGAGCUUUCAUUUCUCUUAGUAUAUGUUCUACGUCUCAACCAAAUUGUCAUUACUACACAUUGUAAUAUCAUUAUUAUUAAAACAGUAAAAAUAUAAGAAAAACAUUUGUUUUGAUUAUAUGUGUUAUAUGGAAAGAAUGAUUAUUUGAACAAAAUGGAAUGCAUUGAAGAAGAUUGGUUUGUAGAAUGUUCCGAUGAUGAAAAAUAUGAAGUGGAUGAAAAGCAUGAAUGGAAUAUAAAGGCUGAAAAUAUAGUCUCAUUAAUUGAAAGUUUGGAAGUAAAUCGCAUUCUAGAACUUGAAUGGAAAUGUCCUGGCAGACGAGGACCUUCCCCUAUUCCUUCAAAUAAUCUACAACAAGAACUUGAAUCUCCAGAAUAUAAAAUUGAGGAGAAAUCUGACUUUGAUUUUAUGGAUGAAAUGUCAUCACCAAGAUUACCUGUUCGAAGGAUUGGUGAAAGUACUCCAAAAGGUAGUGCUAAGAAAAAAAUUGCUAGCUUUAAUGGAGUGAUAUCCACAAUGCUGAGACAUCGUAGAUUGGAACAACAAGAAAUAAAUUUAAAUCCAAAAAAAAAGUGAAUCUGCUGGAUUAAAAACAUACCUUCCUACUUAAAGAUUAAUUAUCUCUAUUUUUUAUUUAUCUCUAUUGUUUAUCUCUUUGUGACAUUAAUUUAUAUACAUUUUGAAGUGGAAUAACAUAAAUAUAAAAAAAGUAAAUGCAAUAUAAAUAUAAAACCGCUAUAAAUAUAGAAAUAUUGCUCUACAUGCAAUAAGAAUGUUUUGAUUAGAAAAUGAAGUAUGUUAAAAUUAGAGAAAAAAUAUUUUUAAUUAAUCUAUGAAGAGGAAGAAACUACAUGUAAGAUGAAUGCAAUAUAAACAUUGAUAUUUUUUAUAUUAUAUUUCCA
This is a messenger RNA of Pogonomyrmex barbatus (red harvester ant), 909 nucleotides long. It is a transcript of the gene Pa1, whose product is annotated as PTIP binding protein Pa1. Gene Ontology annotation, cellular component: MLL3/4 complex. The record is from RefSeq and is a predicted model, not a curated record. Gene Ontology annotation, molecular function: nuclear estrogen receptor binding. Lineage: Eukaryota; Metazoa; Arthropoda; Insecta; Hymenoptera; Formicidae. Gene Ontology annotation, biological process: positive regulation of cell cycle G1/S phase transition; positive regulation of intracellular estrogen receptor signaling pathway.